AUGUCACUGGCUGUUGCUCCGCCUCCUGUGUUACCUGUGCCGCCUGCCAUACCUGCCGAUGCUGUGCUGGCCAUUCCUGCUGUUCCUGAGAUGUCCACGCCUGCUGACGUCAUCCCUGCUCGUGGCGUUGCUGCCCCAGACGUUGGUUUAUGGAUUCGGUUGAAACAACGCCCAAACUUUGAGACAUGUCUCCCACUUGAUGACCAUAGUAAAGCUUUUUUGUGGGAUCUGAUUUGUGGAAAUGAAGAGAUUUUUAUGUAUGAGCUUCCAACUUCAAGAGAGAUGUUAGUUAUAUUUAACAGAUAUGAACACAUGGAUCCAGAACUUGGUAUUGUGCUCGAACCAAAGGAUGUUCCCCAUGACAUUUAUCCGUUUCAUCCUGUUGAUGAUGAGAAGAAUGGUGUUCGGGGGUCUUGCAAAUUGUAUUAUGAACGUGCCAAUAUCACAGAGUCUGUAAUAGUGAAGUCAUUACAGCAAGUUGAAGAAGAAUAUGGAGAAAAAAUGGUCUUGGUUGCUAGCCAAAGGCUUCGAGAUAAGGCACUGAAUGUCUCGACUUGUAUUGAUAAGUUUUAUGACUUAACAUUAACUCAGUAUAUUAUACUUGAAAGAAUUGGGAGAUCAAGACAAAUGGGAGAGAUCACACAGGGGAAGGUUAGCCUUGCAGCAAUGGGAGAUAACCCAAAAUCAAUGUUUUACCAUAGAAAACGUCUUCUGAAAUUAAAUCUGAUAACGAAACAACCUCAUCAGCAAAAAGGAUGUAGAGGACAGACACAGAAUGGCUCCCUCUUACACUUAACAAGGUUUUAUGUUGAACGUAGAUCUAAAUUCAUUAUGAUGAUCCAGAGAGCUGUUGAAAUUUUGAAAAGCAAACCUGGCAACUGUGCACCAUACACUGUGGUAAAGGAAGAGAUGGGUAUGCCAGAAACAUCUUGUCGGAAGCUUUUCAAAAGUUUAGAGUUUCAGAGGUAUAUUAAGAAUGUUAAUGCCCCCUAUCGACGUAUUUACCCUGAUGCUUCUCCUUCUCAAUGGCGAUGCAAAGGAAAAGAUGCUGAGAGAUAUAUUCGCAUCAUGGAACUUGUUAAUCCAGGAAUCGACCCACAGGAAGUUUGUAAACUAGAUGAUAUAGCUGAUGAUGAUGAAGAUGAAGACUCUUAUCCUGGGAUCUUGGAUCAAAAGAAGGUUGUCUGGAAAGUUGGUCUUUUACAGCAGGCCUAUGAAAUAGUAGAAGAAGCUGGACCUGAUGGUGUUUCACAGUCUGAUAUGGCCCGUUUUUUGGGCCAGGCAAAACUGGAUUCACGUACCAUCUGUCGUAACCUACAGCGACGUAAUUCUGUCCAUUCUCUAAUGAAGGAUGUUGGAAGGCAACGGGUGUCAAGAUAUGUUUCUAAUAAGUAUGCACGCACAGGACAUUUAACUCAAGAGUUCCGUAAAGAACGAGAAAAAAUGAUGGCAAUGAUUGAGGAAAGUAGGGCUCAGGAAGCUGCUCCAUCAACCUCACAGCAGGAUGAAGUUAUGAAAAUAGUAGAAAGUAACUCUAUGGAAGGUGUGGAAGUGGAUUUAGAAAUGGUACCAUAUGUUACGAAUAAAUCAGACGUUCAAGCAGAGUGUAGCCCACGAGGAGAUGGAACAUGUGGCAUAGCAGAAGAACAGAAGAAACAGUUACCAGAUGAGCCUUCAAAGAAAAAAAAUCAGGGAUUUUUGACUAUGUUGGAAGAGAUACAGUUGACUUACAGCAACCAGAAGCGCAAUUCUCCUCAUGUAACAACUCGAAUGAUGAAACGAGCUAAUAUGAUCAUAGAAAAUGUAAGGUCUAUUAAAGUCAUUGAUGAUGCAUUCAAGCUACAGAAAAUGAUUGUUAAAGCUGAAUCAGAGGAAGGAUAUCCUGUAAAAAUGGACAAGAAGAGUCUAAAUAGACUUCUGGACAGACUAGCCCGUGGUGGUUUUCUGAAAAACAUUAUCGUUAAACUUAAAUGUGGAGACAACAUCAAGUUGGUUCCAUUUGUUGUUGAUCCAAGCAUUACAUUUGAAUGUUUAUUCCACCUUUACCAAAUCAUAUGAUAUCAGAGACUGGUUGGGCCUUUGUUUGUGACAUUCUUCUGCGUCUUCCUCUGUGUAUCUUCGUACGAUUGGUCAGCAUCAAUUAUAUUUCCAAUGAUGUUGAAGUUCUUUUGCAACACCCUCUUAAGAAAAAUCUCCUUGUUAAACAUUUGCCUCCAUCAGUCCGUCAGACGCUGCUGCAAGGAAGACGUUAUGUCACUUAUGUCAUGGAUCUAAUUAAUCGACUGUGCUAUAUAGGUCUUGUACAGUAUGGUCACCAAGUUCUGAAAGAGAAGGAUCAGGUUUUUAUAUAUGUGAAUCAUCGUGCUAGCCUGAUUGAUACCACAACUUCAUCUCCUGGUUACCAUCAGAUCUCAGCUGAUAAGGAAUAUGUUCGGAAAGAGUAUUAUUUUUCCUGCAUGCAAGAUGUUCAUCAGUAUUGGUAUGACUUGUGGACAAUAUCAAUGCAUACACCUUUAGGAGGUCAUAACUGUAUGCAAGGGAAAAAAAUAACUAUACAAAUACUUGAUAGAAAACCUCAGAUCAUGGAGUCCAUUAAACCAAGAUCCACACUGGAAGCUCCAGCUAGAGAUAAUGGAAGCAUCCCUGGUGAUGGCCGAGGUGCUGGUGGCCUUGAUUCUGCUAUGUUUGCGCACCUGAAGCGAAACUGGUCCUCAAACUCUGGUCACUCUGCUGCUGCACGACCUUCAGCCCUUGUUGCUCCAACAGCUGAUGGAGGAGAAAAAACUUAUGAAGGAAGCGUAUCUUAUUCCCAGUACCUUAUGAAUACCACCACCCCUUCUUCUGACACACUUUCACCUAAACACCGACUUGCUGGGCUACGAAAUGUAAAGCUGUCAGUUUAUAAGCCAAGAAUGGCUACUGAUGGCAAGACACUGGAAAUUCCAGUUGGCAUGGUGGGAGAAGCUUCAAAAGGUCGAAAACGGAAGAGAGAACAAUCUUCAGUGAAAGAUCCACUUGCAUCAAAGCAUCCCCGAGUGUCCUCUCAAAAGCGGAUUAAACCAGACAGUUAUCAGAGAGAUAUCAAGAUGCGCAAGCGAUCACCUAAAAAACCAUAUUACGAUGAAGAGGAUCGAGCUGCUCUUAGAAGAAUGAAUAAAUUGCGUGUUGACUGGUCUUCUGCUGAGGACUCAUUUUUGUUGUUGUGUAAAGUAGCAUCUUGCUUCCUAUUCCCAAAUAAACGGAGUCAGAUGAUUACCUUCAGCCUGGUGAGAGAUAUGCUUCACAAACGUUUUCCUGAGGCACGCAACAAGACAUCUAGAGCUUGUCAGCGGCGCAUCAAUUAUAUAAUGAAAAAUCCAACUACUGAAGAUAAUGUUGCAAUAUUUUUAGAAGAAGUUAAACAAGAUCCAAACAUUGUACAAGACUUUAAGGGUCCUCGGCUACCAAGAAACAAAAAGAAUAUUGAAAACAUAUAUGCCAACAUGUUCCAGUCAUUGAUGCAAAGAUUAGUGAUUAAGUUUGGGUCUAGUGAGUCCAGACAGUGUCCAGAUUUGCCUGAUACAAUAGAGGAGUUUGAGGAACGUUUUAGGAUCAUUGUUGCUUCUCCAUCUCUUCGUAGCAAACUUAGAUGCAGAGAAGUCCAAUCUGUUGCUGACAUUGAUUUUUAUGUAGUCAAUGCUCUGAUAUAUAGUUCUCUGUGCUCAAAAUAUGACCGUGACUCAUAUGCAUAUCAACUGUAUCUGGCUUAUCAACAGUAUCCUCAGUCCCUUUUGAAUUCAGUGCUUACUCACAUGCGUCAGGAUCAGAUGAUCAGCUACAAAAAGUGCUAUAAUCGGUCUCUGUUCACCCAAACAUGUUUACCUUUAUCUACAUCUCCAUUUCAGUUGUCUGUGACAUACCUUCAUGUGUUUAAUUUUAAAUAUCAGUAUGAAAUCUUCCAUCAAGCCUGGGAUAUGUUAAAGAGGAUGUAUGAGAAGGAAGUAACAUUGCUAAAUAAACUUAUACCAUCUUUAAAAUCACAGAGCACAGAAACAACCUCCAUUAUCAAGCCUACUUCUUUGGAAACAUCCACAGUUAUAGCCGAUGAUAAAAACACAGAGGAUGAUAAUGACAGUUCAGAAAAAGGUGUACCUGUUAUCAUCCUUCACGAAGGAGGAUAUUGUGCAACUAUAGUGGCACUAUUAGCCACCAAAAGAUUGAUAUUUGAUAUUGUGAUUCCUGAACAGAUAAUUAUGAUGGACCAACAACAACAACCUGUUUUGGAUGACCAACCACAGAGCCUCCUUCGAAGGUUCUCAUCUCAUACAGAGAUGUCUGGACGUAAUGUAAGUGACCCAAGAGAUCCAUUAAAAGAGAGGGAACAGCCAUUGACUGAGUCACUGGUUACAUUACAUAUGCUUGAAGAAGUAAAUAAAGAGGUAUCCAAGAAGGUAAGAAAUUCGGUUAGUAGUAAAGAUCAGAACAUUAGUGAAGGGAUGGCUUCAGAAGAAGUGAUGAAAGGCUCAAGAGAUUUUAGAAGGCCUGGGAAGAAGAAAGUAAUAGUGAAAGAUGUCAUGAAAGUGAAGAAAUCUAAAGUGAAGCAUGAAGGGUUAGAACAAUUGGAUGUAUCACAUACAGCAACUUCACAGAGAGAAACAGAAGCAAGCAAUUUAAAAAAUAUGAUACAGAUUAAUCAAAGUGUAAAACCAGGAAAGCUUAUAAAGUGUAAACCGUUUGAUGAAGGAACGCUUUUAAAAAGUGACAUGGAGUUUGAGAAGGUAGAAGUGGAAAAUGCUGACGACUUCAACAGUCAAGAAUUAGGGGACUCAUCCCAACCUGGAGAAUUAUCUUCAACUGAAGGAGAAGAUUCGGAGGCUGCUAUUGCUUCGGGGCGUGGAAACUUACCAUCUGCAUCCCGUUUAGGGUUAUAUAUGAUGAGAGAUCAGUUAUCUAGAGCUGAGGUUGACCAGAUUAAUAUACAGCAUGCACAAGAACACCUGGUGGUUAAUGCAUGUGAUGUAACCUGUCGUCUAAGACCACCUCCAGAACUUCAGGAAAGCUUUGAAAUAGUUGUACCAGAGAAACCUGAAUUGAUAGAAAACUACCUGUUACCAUUAACUAUGCAGAAAGUCUCUGAAUGCUUAGAACAUCGAAAAAAGGUUAUUUUGAAAGAAUGGUCGACUUUGAGUGAAGUCUUAAGCAUGUGGAAGAAAGAAGGUAAACGUGAAACUCUCCUCCAGUUGGUAAAAGAGAUUUAUGAUUACAUACAUUCUUGCAAAGAACUGGGAGCGUCUGUUUGGGAGUUAAAGGAGAAAUUCAGUAUUCCUGGAGUACUGAAUAUAAUGCUAGUUGUCAACAUGAUGGAAGAAGCACAACUGUUAUUGAGGGUCGGUGUUGCUCUUGUUCGUUGGGUGACAAUGCCUCAUACUAAACCAUGGCUGAUUCACACCAAUAAGAUAACAAGGUACAGUCGUCAGAAUAUAAGACUUCAAGGAGUUUAUCGCAUGACUGUGAAUAGUAAUGAAUCAGCGAGUCCAGCUGAAAAGCAACCACUGGGAUCAAAUGCAGAUCCUGUAGAAGACUGUGCGAAAGAUGAUGACCAGGGAGGUGUGAAACAAAAAAUGGAUAUUCAGAUGCAGGAUUGCCAGAUUGAGAUGCCUUCAGAUUGCACUCAAGAUGCUGAUGGUAUUCAAGAUUCACAGCAUUCCAUUUCAUCAAUGCUAGAGGAUACAACUAUGCCCUUAGGUGGUUCAUCAUCAAAAGAAUCCAAUGCAUCAAGUACCGGAAACAAAAAGGAAGAUGUGCAGAAAACUUCACGUACAUCACAGCGCAUUUUUAACCGGAAUGAAAGUAAAAAGGAAAGUGAUUCAAAGGAAGUUAUAUCUACUGUAAGGCACAUACACUCACAUCUUGCCAUGUGCAAAAGAAAAUAUAAAUGUGAUGAAGAAGUAUCUCAGGAAAUGGAGAGAACAAUAAAACAUCAUGAAAGUAUGGACUAUGAGCAAAUAAGUGUAGCUGUAAGACCUUGGGUACGCCUUGAUGGGACUUUGAACCGUCGAGUUUUAGAUAGACUUCUAGGAGCUGUGCUUAGCUUAAUCAUGGAACGUCCCGGAAUAAGUGGAAGGGAUAUUGUUUGCAGGUUUUCUCCUGCCCUUCAACCUGCCCAUACCCAUGACCUCCUGGAAACUUUGGUACAUUUAGAAUGCAUCAUAAGAGAAGAACUUAUUCAGUCACACAGUGUCUCCCUUUUUUCAGACACUGUAGAAUAUAACCUUGUGCCAGCAGACAUCCAUGAUUGUGAUGAUGACCUGAUAUAUGAACCAGCAGUUGAUGCUAUCAUUAAAAUGGCAAUGUUUAUUGGUGAUAAAAAGUAUUCACAAGAUUUCCUUUCUGGAGAUAGUAGAUGAUGGAAUUGAAUAUAGUGAAUAGUAUGUAUGUUAUGUUACAAUUAAAAUGGUUUUGUAUUUCAUAAUGUUAAUAAAUGCAUCUCAUUAAGAGUGAGAUAUGUAUUAGAAUAUUAAAUACACCAA
Messenger RNA from Macrobrachium nipponense, 6509 nucleotides. RefSeq names its product general transcription factor 3C polypeptide 1-like. The record is from RefSeq and is a predicted model, not a curated record. Gene Ontology annotation, biological process: 5S class rRNA transcription by RNA polymerase III; transcription initiation at RNA polymerase III promoter. NCBI's taxonomy places the organism in Eukaryota, Metazoa, Arthropoda, Malacostraca, Decapoda, Palaemonidae. Gene Ontology annotation, molecular function: DNA binding. Gene Ontology annotation, cellular component: transcription factor TFIIIC complex.